Molecule: messenger RNA, 3815 nt
Organism: Myxozyma melibiosi
Lineage: Eukaryota; Fungi; Ascomycota; Lipomycetes; Lipomycetales; Lipomycetaceae
Exons: 2
Coding region: 284-3487 (1067 amino acids)
Biological process (GO): transmembrane transport
Cellular component (GO): membrane
Source: RefSeq, a predicted model, not a curated record
CACGUGAACACAGGCGGGCCACCGCCGCACGCUCUGGCGCUGGACUUGUGCCUGCGCCGCUCGCCGAUGGCGGUUUGCUCGUUCAACGACGACGCUGCCUCCGCCUGCGCUGCUUCACCACCGCGUCGCCCGCAAACUGCCCGCUCGGCAGCUUCUUCCUGGUUCUUCGUGUUGUUCCCGGCAAUGUUGCCUUCUAUCUGACCUCUCUGCUUCCUCCGCCGUCUCCCUGCGUAGCGCGCCCUCUCGCGUACCUUGCGCGGGUUGCUAUAUAUAGAAAGCGAAGAUGCUCUCUCCCCUCCUCCUCCUCCUCCUUGUUCUUCUCGCUGUUCCGGCCCGUUCUGCAAGUGUUCCGUUCGAGAGCUGUCUGUCGGAAACAGUCGCUCGCUCGGGCACCUACUUCGUCCCCUCGUCCGUCGACGCGCUCUACGACGAUGGCCUCGGGCAGGUCAACAUCUCCGUGGUCGGAGACAUGUACGGCUCGCUCCCGGACUACUCUACAGAUACCAACCGUCUGACAACCCUACGUACGUCCGCAUCCGUCAUGCAGUACCGCGUCGACAACACCUACACGCGCUUCUGCUCCUACGUCUCCGACGGCGACUGCCCUUUUGGACCCUCCUCCAACGCUUCGUUCUACUCGUCCUAUCUGUUGGGGAGCUCUUACUAUUUCGUAUCAGUAACCUCCGAAGUUUCCAUCAUCGACCCUUCUGUAGAUGCUGACGUCGUCGCCUGCAUCUCCGCCACAAUCACGCCCACAUUCCGCUCUUCCACUUUCGAUAUCCUUGUCUACGUCCCUGUUGGAAUCCUUGUUCUUCUUGCCGUUUCUAUCGUGGUCUCAGCCAUCUACAACCCCUGGACCGGCACAAAAGAUUUCUACUCAUGGAGCAGCAACUACGGCCAGGACCCAAACGCCCUGCGCCUUGUUACGCCUGGCUUUGGUGAUCUGCUGCAGUACAUCCAGUUCGCCUUCCUUCUGGCCUCCCUCAACCUCAGCUUCCCGGGCUUCUACCAGCCUGCCAUGUCGGCUUCCUCCUGGGCCUCAUUGCAGUUCAACACCUCUUUUGCUUCCCACCACUCGCGCGACAUCGGCAUCGACAAUAUAUACGCAGUCGAUGGCGAAUAUGGCAUGUCGAACCUCGCACAGCUUGUAGGUCUUGGUAAGGACUGGGACAUCUGGACCUGCUUCGUCGUCUGGCUUCUCGCUGUCACCGGUAUAGUCCUCCUGGUCUCGCAGUCCUUGUACGGGUUCAAGUGGCUCAUCUGCAAGUUCAAAGGCCACCACUCGGUUGAUCUGCGAUCCAAAAAUAUCCCGAGCAUAUUGGGCAUGCUUGUACGGCUCUACAUGAUUUAUUUUUCUCUACCGUUGGUCUCCUUUUCGUGUUUCCAGCUCCUCAGAGCUGCAGACUCCCCCGUCUACAUCAGCGUUCUCGCCGGCGUUUUGCUGGUGCUUUGGAUAGUUGCCGCGCUGCUACUCGUCAGAGUCAUUCGUCAGGCCAGGCCGCAGCAAGCACUAUACGAUGACCUUCCAACCCUGCUCUGCAUAGGUCCUCUAUAUAACACCUACCGCGAGCGAGGGUUCAUGUUUUGUAUCGUGCAGAUCCUGGCCACUCUGAUCCGAGGUAUCUUUGUCGGCGCUGUCCAGCCCUCGGGAACGGCGCAAAUCACAGUACUUCUCGUUGUCGAGGCUGUUUAUCUAGUCUUUCUCUCCGUCUUCCGUCCCUUCCAUCACGUUACUAAGAUGAAUAUCUACCAUGCAAUCAUCUCCGUCGCCCGAUUCAUCACAAUCGUCUUCUCCAUCUGCUUCAUCUCCUCUCUCGGCCUUAGCGAUACCGUCAAAGGAUGGGUCGCGUACGCCAUCCUUCUAAUCCACGCCCUAGUCCUCGUCUUUGUGUUCUUCCUGCACGCUGUCCAGGCCAUCGUCGAGACCAUCGCUCGCCUAGCUGGCGUCACUAGCGAUCCUUCAACUACCUUUGUUCGAGCAUUCGGUCUUCGACAGCUUGCCCGACGAAGGCAUCCACAGGAGAAGUUUGGCACGACCGGUAAUCUCGAUCUGGAAGCUACCCGCUCGUUAGCAGUAUCGCCCGACGAACAAUCGCUAGCUGUCUCGCCCAGAGAUUACAGCUUCUCGCUGCAGCCUUCAAUGAGUGGCAACAUUCUCGACAGUCUACCGAUGCCCUUGAGCGCAGGAGGCAUGGCUACUCUUUCGCCCGACUCGUCAAAGCUCGGCAAGCCCGUUUCACCUGUCAGUCCGAACGCGCUGUUUGCGUACUACCGCAUGCCGCGGCGCCCGCGCCUGCGCAGUAGCUCAGAUGGACGAAGUCCUGCCUUGACGAACGAAGAUGGUAGCAAGACACCUGUCUCGCCUGGCGAAAUACAAGCCUCGUCCAAUUCAUCACAGAUCAAGGGUGCCGAUCCGCUAGCAUGGACUAGUUCCUCGCGAGAAGCCGGCUCGUCGACGGGUGAGAGAGAAAGCUGGUAUGAUGCAGAGACGAUGGAGGACGAUGGGCUGUGGAGCGAUCAGUACUCGAUGGCGCAGCCGACUCGGAACGUGGACUAUGCUGUGCGAGAGUCUGAUGUGUAUCUAAACAUGCGCAAACAGCAGCAGCAGCAGCAGCAGCAGCAAGGUCUUGCCAAGACAUCUACCCUUGGAAAUAGUUCCUCUUCAGGAGAACCAGUUGGAAUAGCAAUCUCAGGGCUAGACACUUUCCCCCUGCACGCCGACGACGACCGCGACGACCCCGAAGCCGCCGCACAACUCGACCCGGAUCAGCCCAAGUCAGCCGUCUCGGCCAAGUCGCGAACACCGCUGUCUGCGCGCGCAAAGUACACCCGAAAACUGGGUACCGGGCCCGCGGACCCGACCGGUGUGGGAGCCGGCGUUAGAGGCUGGUUUUCGAAGCGGAUAGAAGGCGCGGCGGAGAGAUUGCAUGUGGGCAAUCGGAAUAGAGGGUUUGUUGUUGUGCGAAACGCGCCGCUUAGGACGCUCACUGCUUUUGAUGAAGAGCGGGUGGCUCCAGCUGCGGCAGUUCAAUCGAUAAGUACGGUCGAUGCAAGCGAGUUGACGGCCCCUGGUCCGAGUCGCAGUACAAGCGCACACAUUGUCGUCGAUCAGGCUGUACCGAAGAACACAUUCACGCCGAUCAUCAAGUCUCCCGUUCCUCCGGCUGUACGCCGGCAACAACAGCAGCAGCAGCAGCAACAACAGCAGCGGAAUCUGCAAAAGUCCUUCACCGAACCCCUUCCGUACGCGCCCAUCUCAGGCAUCCCCACACAGCCAUCACCAACAGUCCCCUCUCCAAGCGACACCGAAGAACAAUCCCGUUUGCUGCAUGGUCCAGACGGGGACAUCUCUAGUUCGUCGCUGGUGGGCGAGGUGCGCAGUAUGCGAGUCGGAGAUAUGAUUAGAAGCACCCGAUACGUCGCCGUGAAUGAAACCGAUGGCGAGGCUGUUGAAGGUGCGCCACAGCUUGAGAUUGAAGAGAAUUAAUGUGACUUUGCGUGUAUACCAUUUUUCUUUGCGUUUUGUUUCCUUGUGCUUGUAAUAAGUCUCCGUUGUGGCUGAUGGGUGGUUCUCGGUGAUCAAAAUUAAUGAGGAGAUUGCUCGGCUGUUGUGUUUUUUCGUUUAUUUAUGUGUCUGUGUUCGAGUACGGUUGUUCAUGGCACUUGUUGUUUUUUAGUCAUUUGUGCAGGCGUUUGGAAAAUAAUCACGACUUUCAGCUAUCAGUAAUUUGCAGCCUUCUAUACAUACAAACUGUGCAAUGCUCUCUAUAUGACCGAAGCUAUAUUACAAGACAUGAUCAAACAGGUUAUAUUAU